AACCAGCCGCUGUGAUUGGUUGGAUGUUUCUCUACCCAAUCACUUAAACUAGUCAAGUUUUUAAAACUCGAGCGCCAAUCGUGCAGCCAAAGUGUUGUCGGUGAGACUGAGCUCGACGUAAACCGGCUUCUAUGUCACGGGUUGGUAACACUGACUGUUAAAAACAAAAAAACAUGUGCCAUUAGAACAGUUGGACUCCAUUUCGUAAUUCACAUCAGCACCGGAAGAUUUCCAGCAUGGCAAGAAAUGUGUCAUCUUUUCUGUCUAACCAGGAAACGGGCAUGAAUAGAGAAAACAUCACCCCUGAAUUACCUCCGGCAUCUUCCAUGCAAUAUUUGGAUUCUGACAACUUCCCGGAGAUUACUCUCCUUGACGUCACAGGAGAUUGCGAAACGCACCAGAAUAUAAAUGAUUUAUCUACACUUACAAGCAUGCCUGCAACACCUAUGUCUGCAAGGGGGCCGUUUAGAAGGUUUGUGCCUCACAAUAACUCUAUGAAUGAGUCAACUUCAACUCCAAUGAUGAUGGUAAACAAAGCAGUCGUCAGACAGCCUCCUCCCCUGGAUAGCAACAUUUCUGUGUUUUGGUUGUAUGAUGAGUGUUUGCCAGACAUUACUGAUUUCUCAUUUGACUGUGAAAAGACUAUAACCUCACCUCGUGACCGAUCUGCUGCCUUAACGCCCACUACUUGUGACAACAUUUCACAGAACGCAAACUUUGACAAGUCUGACAUGGAACACGUAACGUUGAAGCUUGGUGAAGCCACCAGCAAGAAGAGGACUUCCCUAAAAAUGAAUACAGCACUGAAUAGUCCCAUAUAUUUAGCUGCAGGUGCCACAGGGGAGAGUGUACCUACAGAUCAAGAUAGCCUGCCUUCUGGGAAAGCAACCUGUGUCACAAGUGAUAACAACACAAUCAUGACAGAAACGAGUAUAACUGGUGAUCACCGUAACACCGUUGAUGGCCAAUCCCAAUCUCGUAGCAGAAUCAGCAUGUUAGAGAGCAGCUGCUGUGACGCUUACCACAACACUUUAGAGACUAACCCUCCACGUUUCAAUAGCACAUUUCCUUUGGUCGAAAAGAGUUCUAGUGAUAACCACAACACCUGUGAUUGUAACCCUCUUCAGUCCAGUUGCGUUAUAACCAACACUUCUAGCGAUGGUCACCAGAACACAUUCGAUGCUAACCCUCUUCAUUCCAAUAGCACAUUACCUUUGGUCGAAAAGAGUUCUAGUGAUAAAUACAGCACCUGUGAUGCUAAUCCUCUUCAGUCCAGUUGCAUUAUAACCAACACUUCUAGCGAUGGUCACCAGAACACAUUCGAUGCUAACCCUCUUCAUUCCAAUAGCACAUUACCUUUGGUCGAAAAGAGUUCUAGUGAUAACCACAACACCUGUGAUUGUAACCCUCUUCAGUCCAGUUGCGUUAUAACCAACACUUCUAACGAUGGUCACCAGAACACUUUCGAUGCUAACCCUCUUCAUUCCAAUAGCACAUUACCUUUGGUCGAAAAGAGUUCUAGUGAUAAAUACAGCACCUGUGAUGCUAAUCCUCUUCAGUCCAGUUGCAUUAUAACCAACACUUCUAGCGAUGGUCACCAGAACACAUUCGAUGCUAACCCUCUUCAUUCCAAUAGCACAUUACCUUUGGUCGAAAAGAGUUCUAGUGAUAAUCACAACACCUGUGAUGCUAACCCUCUUCAGUCCAGUUGCAUUAUAACCAACACUUCUAGCGAUGGUCACCAGAACACAUUCGAUGCUAACCCUCUUCAUUCCAAUAGCACAUUACCUUUGGUCGAAAAGAGUUCUAGUGAUAAUCACAACACCUGUGAUGCUAACCCUCUUCAGUCCAGUUGCAUUAUAACCAACACUUCUAGCGAUGGUCACCAGAACACAUUCGAUGCUAACCCUCUUCAUUCCAAUAGCACAUUACCUUUGGUCGAAAAGAGUUCUAGUGAUAAUCACAACACCUGUGAUGCUAACCCUCUUCAGUCCAGUUGCAUUAUAACCAACACUUCUAGCGAUGGUCACCAGAACACAUUCGAUGCUAACCCUCUUCAUUCCAAUAGCACAUUACCUUUGGUCGAAAAGAGUUCUAGUGAUAACCACAACACCUGUGAUUGUAACCCUCUUCAGUCCAGUUGCGUUAUAACCAACACUUCUAACGAUGGUCACCAGAACACUUUCGAUGCUAACCCUCUUCAUUCCAAUAGCACAUUACCUUUGGUCGAAAAGAGUUCUAGUGAUAAUCACAACACCUGUGAUGCUAACCCUCUUCAGUCCAGUUGCAUUAUAACCAACACUUCUAGCGAUGGUCACCAGAACACAUUCGAUGCUAACCCUCUUCAUUCCAAUAGCACAUUACCUUUGGUCGAAAAGAGUUCUAGUGAUAACCACAACACCUGUGAUUGUAACCCUCUUCAGUCCAGUUGCGUUAUAACCAACACUUCUAACGAUGGUCACCAGAACACUUUCGAUGCUAACCCUCUUCAUUCCAAUAGCACAUUACCUUUGGUCGAAACGAGUUCUAGUGAUAAUCAUAACACCUGUCAUGCUAACCCUAUUCAGUCCAGUUGCAUUCUAACCAACACUUCUAGCGAUGGUCACCAGAACACAUUCGAUGCUAACCCUCUUCAUUCCAAUAGCACAUUGCCUUUGGUCGAAAAGAGUUCUAGUGAUAAUCACAACACCUGUGAUGCUAACCCUCUUCAGUCCAGUUGCAUGAUAACCAACACUUCUAGUGAUAAUAACCAGAACACUUUUGAUGCUAAACCUUCCUCUCAGAACAAUGGCACAAUAACAAUGUUAGACAGUAGCUAUACUGACAAUCAUCCUAACACUUUUGAUGCCAACCCUCCUCUGUCUGGUAGCACAAUAUCCAAAGGUUUGAGUGGUCACCACUACAUUUCCGUUGCUAUCCCUCCCUCUAUGACCAAUGGCCCAGCAAUGACGUCCGAAAGCAGUUCUAGUGAUCGUCACCAGAGCACCUUUGAUGCAAUCCUUCCUCAGUCUGGUAGCACAAUAAUCAAUAGUUCUAGUGACAGUUACCGCAACAUCCUGGAUGCUAACCCUCCAUCUCAGUCCAAUACCAUAGUAAACAUGUCAAAAAGCCAGUCGAGUGAAUGUCCCCAAAAUGCCUGUAAGGCUAAUGCUACUCAGUCCGGUAGCACAAUAACCAACCGUUCCAGUGAUGGUCACCACAACACGUUCGACCCCAACCCUCCUCAGUCCGGGAGCAUGUUAACCAACAGUUCUAGUGGUCACCACAACAUUUCCGAUGCUAACCCUUCUCAGUCUGGGAGCACAAUAACCAACAGUUCUAGUGGUCACCACAACAUUUCCGAUACUAACACUUCUCAGUCUGGGAGCACAAUAACCAACAGUUCUAGUGGGCACCACAACAUUCCCGGUGCUAACCCUCCAUCCCAGACCAAUGCUACCCUAAAGAUAUUAGAAAGUAGUUCAAAUGAUGUUCACCACAACACCUUGGACACUUUCCCUGCUCAAGCCAGUGGCACAAUAACCAACAGUUCCAGUGGCGGUCACUGCAAAAUCUUAGAUGCUAGCCCUCCAUCUCAGUCCAAUUGCACUAAAACUAUGUCUGAAAGCAGUUCCAGUGAUGGUCACCACAGCAGCUUCGAUGCCAACCCUCCUCAGGUUGGUAGCACAAUAACUAACAGUUCUAGUGGUGGACACCAGAACAUCUCUGAUGCUGGCUUUCCUCAGUCGACUCUCCCUGUGUCAGAAGGUGGCUCCAGUAACCAUAACCACAACACUUCUCAGCCAAAUGGCCCAAUAACAGUGUCAGAAAAGAACUCGAGUGACAAUCACCAAGGCACCUUUGAUGCUAAGCCUCCUCAUCUCAGUAGCCCAAUACCUGUGUCAGAAAGUAGCACCAGUACCAACCAUCACAGCAUUUUUGAUGGCAAACCACUUUCCCAACCCAGUGCAACAACAUCAGUGUCAGAAAAAGAUUCCCGGGAUGAUGGCCCAAAUGACAAGGUGUCUCAACCCCUUCAGGGAACAUUUGAGGCCAAACCAGAUGUGAGUCAAUGUGAGACCAAGGAUUUUUCUGAAUCUGUGGUUGAAGACGUAAGCAUGGAUACAGUCUUCAACAACAAAGUUAAAACUUUAAAUCUGGAUGACACCCUUGAUUUGAGAAAUGGCAGUCAGUUGAUUACUUCAACACCGAUGACCAGUUGUAAAACAUUUACCUACAUCAAUCGGGACCAGGACAAAUUGCUGGAGGCACAGAAAAAUCUCCAUGAGGAUGCUUCCAGCAAACAAGCAGCUCAGGCGCCAACGUCCAAUAUGUCAUCCAACAUCACCUGUGAUCAAAAGAUGCUUUUGCCUGCUAAAUCCAUGCUGCCCACUUCCAAAGCUGCAUCGCAGCUGCUCAAAUUCAAGCCGGCAUCCCUGCGUCCAGGACGAGGAGACAUGAUGGGAUCAGGUCUGCCUAUGACAAGGCAAAGAACUUCGGCUGAAGCUUUGAGUGCACGCACACUUCAGAAGAGUUCAUCUGUUUGCCGCCCAUACAACUUGGGAGCAACGACGACAGCAUCCGAGCUGCCAAAGUCUGACCUGGAGAAGCCACGGUUGACUGCAAAACCAUCAGGCCUCCCCAAAGUGGCACCACUCCUCAGAACAAGAUCCAGGAGAAGCAGCACACUGACUUCCUCCAGCGCUGCCAAGAUUCCCCAAACAAAGAAGCACAACUUAGCCAGAGAUGAACCCGUAGUAAAGAAGAAGACAAAGAUGGAUGUCUCCACGUCGUCCAGUCACGUAGCAUCAACACCUUCUGUGGAUAGACAGAGCUCAGCCAGAAGCUUGAGGCCAUCUGCCAACUGUCAGCCAGCUUUGAUGGCUAAAUGCCAAAAAUACGAUGCUGCAUUGUCCACCAGCACUGCUGAGACAUUAGUAACUGGUGAUGCUGCCUCUAAAACUAAAAGCCUAAGACUGCCUGUGACUAGUCUGAGAGCUCUGCUGACUAAAGGCAAUGGUUGUGCCAAAUGCAUCGUUAUGGAACAGCAGCUUAAAAUGCGAACGAUAGAAUGCCAGAAACUGAAAGAAGAGCUGCAAAAGUACAAGAAAGAAGAGGAGAUAUGAAACACCCCGAUUCCAUCACAAAUAUUAAUUUUAUCAUACUUGUAAGAUUUUGACCAUGUUAAUAAAUUGUGUAACACUG
Nerophis lumbriciformis (worm pipefish) is the source of this 5184-nucleotide messenger RNA. RefSeq lists its product as uncharacterized. The record is from RefSeq and is a predicted model, not a curated record. NCBI's taxonomy places the organism in Eukaryota, Metazoa, Chordata, Actinopteri, Syngnathiformes, Syngnathidae.